Messenger RNA from Drosophila innubila, 1307 nucleotides. RefSeq names its product translation initiation factor eIF-2B subunit beta (gene eIF2Bbeta). The transcript is spliced from 5 exons. The record is from RefSeq and is a predicted model, not a curated record. Gene Ontology annotation, molecular function: guanyl-nucleotide exchange factor activity; translation initiation factor activity. Gene Ontology annotation, biological process: translational initiation. Lineage: Eukaryota; Metazoa; Arthropoda; Insecta; Diptera; Drosophilidae. Gene Ontology annotation, cellular component: eukaryotic translation initiation factor 2B complex. The coding region runs from base 124 to 1182 and encodes 352 amino acids.
GUACGAGUACUUUCCCAACGAACGGCAUCGAUUACAUAUUGUUAUUUUUAUUAUAACAACGUUGCCUGCGGAAUUGAACCGUGUAUCUAGUUUUUCUCUUUUGAACAUAAUUAAAUAUAAAAAAUGCGGGAACAGCCGUUAAAGGAGGUAACACAGCUAAUACACGCCGUCAAAAUGGGCUUAGUGGAAGGUUCCUACAGCAUUACAAACAAAACGCUGGACAUUUUCAAGUACAUCAUCAUGAGCAAAAGCUGGCAAAGUGCAGAUGCACUUAUGCAAAUUGUACGUGCUCAGUCGAGAAUCAUGCAAGCAGCGCUGCCCCAGGAGACCGUUACGUCGAAUAUUGCACGCCGGAUACUGAAGCUAACACGGGAGGAGUUCGAUUUGCUGCAGGCAAAGGUUCAACACUUUGCCGACGACUCUCAGGCUUCGUUGUCGCUGCACAAGCUGGUGACACAGACCAGCGAGAAUAGUGUCAGUGUGGAUUACUCCUUGCCACAGCAGGGAUUGCGGGAGGCGCUGCUCGAUCAUCUGCAGGAGGUGGAGACGGAACUGGAGACCAGUUCGGAGAACAUCAGUGUCCAGGCGGAAGAGCACAUUCACUCCUCGGAGAUAAUAUUAACACUGGGACACUCGCGCAGCGUUGAGAAUUUCUUAAAGCGUGCAAUUAAGAAGCGACAAUUUCUUACCAUCAUUGUGGCAGAGUGUGCGCCAGCCUGUCGCGGUCAUAAUCUGGCUGCCACGCUGGCGAAUGAGAAGAAUGUGGAGAUUAUUGUAAUACCGGAUGCAUCCAUAUUUGCGAUGAUGUCGCGCGUUAACAAGGUCAUCAUUGGCACACACAGUGUCCUGGCCAAUGGUGGCCUGCGAGCCGCAUGUGGCGCCUACACCGUUGCCCUGGCCGCCAAACAUUACUCCGUGCCCGUCAUUGUGCUGGCUCCCAUGUACAAACUGUCGCCGUUGCAUCUGUGCGAACAGGAUGCCUUUAACAUGGUUGGCUGUGCUGAGGAUGUCAUUGCCUAUGAUUCGUUGCCGGCUCGCGAUGCCAAGGUCUACAGUCCCAAGUUUGACUAUGUGCCACCGGAAUUGGUCACGCUCUUCAUAUCCAACACUGGCGGUCAUGCUCCUUCUUAUGUCUACCGGUUGCUCACUGAGCUCUAUCAUCCCGAGGAUCUGGAACUCUAAGAUACAUUUUGCAUCAACUGACUGUGUUUACAUAUAUAUAGAUAUAUUUUUUUUAAUUCAAUGAAACUGGACAACACGAACAACAAUAAGUAAUAAAGUUGACAGCUAUGCUGAAUUCGCUUUAA